This is a messenger RNA of Serendipita indica DSM 11827, 1536 nucleotides long. Lineage: Eukaryota; Fungi; Basidiomycota; Agaricomycetes; Sebacinales; Serendipitaceae. The record is from the annotation of a GenBank genome assembly.
AUGCUCUUCGAGGCACUCGCCGUCCUCACCCCGCCGGCUCUGCUCUACAAAUGGUACACCUCGGCCUCGCCGCAAGCAGCCGAAGGGGCCGAAGAGGAGCAAACGCACAGAAUAGACGUGGAACCCAUCGUCUCUGACGCAUUUGGAAUGUCGAUCCUCAGCCAAAUCCGCGGAUUCAUCUGGGCCGACUCAAUAAUGCAGAAAGGAUACGAACAACACAAGAACGGAAUGUUCAAGAUGCCCUUUUUCGGACAGUGGCCCACUAUCGUCUCGGGGGAAUACAUUAAAGAACUCGCCCGUGCCCCAGAAAGUCACCUCAGUUUUCAAGCAAUGCUCAACGAAUUUAUGCAACUCGAACUCCUCGUCGGCACUGGCAUCUCCCACGACGCAAUUCACCUCCCCGUCAUUCGUGCACUCACUCGUCAAUUACCGGCCUUUUACCCUGAAAUCGCGGACGAGACUCGGGCCGCAUUCGCCACGCAUUUUGAGAAACAUGGAAAGCAAGAUAAAGAUGGAUGGAUAAGCGUCAAGGCCUUCAAGGCGUUUUCAGAGAUCACCACUCAGCUCAAUACACGCGCUUUUAUCGGACUCCCACUGUGUAGAGACCAGAAAUGGAUGACGGCAAUCCAAAAGGGUGGCGCCGACAUGUCCUGGCGGGCAGUUCUGUUGCGGAUGUUUCCCGAACAACGACGCUCGGAUGCCAACGAGUAUAUCAAGCGAUUCAGCCAUGUCCUCGAGGACUGUAUCGCCCUCCUCAACCCUGUUCUUGAACAGCGACGUGCAAUGAGGGAAGACGAGAGGCCUAACGAUGUUCUGACUCUCAUUAUGUCACAAGUGACAGAGGAGGAACCAGAUCCACGAACGAUUGUCGGGACAUAUCUGUUGCUAGAGCAAGUGGCACAGGGAACAACGUCCAUGACAUUUGUUCACGUGCUGUACUACUUGGUCGCAUAUCCAGAGUACACAGAAGUCUUGCGGGAGGAAAUUCGACAAGUGCAUGGCGACGGUCCGAUCUCAUUUGCGUCCUUGGGCGAGUUGCGCAAGUUGGAUAGUUACCUCCGCGAAACACAGCGGUACUCUGGGUUCUCCAAUGCUACGAUGAACCGAUUUGCGGUCCAAGAUUACACGUUUUCAAAUGGUGUCAAGAUUCCAAAGGGCGAACUAGUCGCCGCAGUGGCGAAUCCAAUUCACAUGGACCCUAAUGUGUAUGAAGAUGCGAAAGAGUUUAAGCCGUGGAGGUUCCUUGAGCGGACGAAUGCCGAAGGGUUGGGCAAGGAUUCGAAAAAGUAUGCCAUGGUCACGCCUGCAGAGGACUUUUUGGCGUGGGGGUUGGGUAAACAUGCGUGCCCUGGGAGAUGGUACGCGGCGAUGCUGGUUAAGCAUCUGGUCGUGUAUAUUCUUCUCCAGUACGACAUUAAACUGCCCGACUCUGCCAAAGGGAAGCGACCGCCCAACUUGUCCAUAAUGGGGUCGAGUCUGCCCAACUUGAGUGCCAAAGUCUUGUUCAGGCGACGCGAAGGAUUAGAUUGGGAAUAG